AUGGCCUCCUCAAGCUCGUCUCACAGCCAGAACUUGGAUCCCAUUGCGCUUCCUGUCAGGCUCAGCACGUCUAGUGUGCGACCCUUUGCCUACAGAAUCUUGUCCAAGACCUAUGGCUUGCACAUCAAGUCCUCUGCUUUGCAAGUCUUGACUGACUACAUCGGCAGGACCUAUGGUUCCAACUGGAAAUCUCCCAAAUCGUUGGCAUUUAUCGAGGAUGUUGCAAAGUACUGGAAGAUCAAGUUCCAAUCAAACACAAAUUUAUUCAUUGAUGGUGAAAACUUAAAGAUUGUUAUCAGCGAGAUCAAUAAGCAAAAAGCACAAGAGUCGAGCCAUAACGCGAAAACCAACAUUCUCUCAAGUGACAGCUUGAGAUCAGACACUUUUGUCGAUUUGCAGAACAACGUCUCUCAAAUCAAUAUCAACGACGAAUCACGCGUCAUUGAUAGUGAGGACGCUCCUGGUGAUACUCAAAUCGUCACACAAUCAAAUGAAUUGGAGAAAAGUUUUAAAAUCAAAUGGCAAAAUUUUUACAAAGUGCUAGAUACCAAUAGUCAAUAUAUCUACAAAUACAACAAUUUAAGAAAACAGUUUCAACUAAUUUACAGUCCCUUUUUUUUAGAUAAUAAGGCUAAAAAUCAGCCCAUAAGCAAUAAAAACAAUACAAUUAAUGAUUCUUUGCUUUCUUUCAAGCUACCUUCAAUAGACGAUAUCCUAUCAAAAAACUUAAAUCGUUAUCAUUUAAUUUACGAAAGACUAUUGAGAAAUGACAAUUACAUAGUAGACUUUAAUUCUUUUUCUUCUUUAUAUUACUCAAAUAACAUUGACGACACCGAAAAUACUCACCACAAUAAUAUUGAUAACAUUAAAAAAAUUUCUCUAAUAAAAAAUCUUCUAGGUAGACAUGGUGAAUCCUUUUUAAUCUUUGGUCUUUUGAAUAAAAAUCAAUUUGGAAACUACCAAUUAAACGAUUCAUCUGGCUUGAUUCAAUUGGAUUUCAGAUCUUGUAACUCAAUUAAUAAUUCCUUUUACUUUCUAGGUUGUUACUUGUUAUGUAAAGGAACAUACUUGAAUUUUGGCGGUAUUUCAAAUUUUCUCGUUAAAUUAAUUUAUCAUCCCUUGCCAGAAAAGAGAUCACUGACAUUAAACAACUUUGAAAAAAUUUAUGAUUUUGAACAUUCUCUAAGACAAAAAUAUGAAAACUCAUUCUCUUUACCUAUUAAUACCAUUAAUAAUAACAUCAAUCUGAAUAACCCUUUACAUAAAAUUAUCAUAUUAGGCUCAAAUUGUUUCUUAGACAAUCCUAAUUACUAUUUAGUUUUAAAUAAAUUAUUUGAAAAAAUUUCAAAUGAUUUAAACAACCUACCAUUAUCAAUAGUAUUUUCCGGCUCUUUUAUUUUAAAUUCUUUUGAAUUAACCUCUUUUAAUGAAUCAAGCACUGCGUCUUCAACAAAUUAUAAAUCGUUUUUUGAUUCUUUAGCUUUACUAUUAUCAAAAUAUCCCUUGAUUUGUUCAAAUGUUCAUUUUAUUUUUGUUCCUGGCGAAAAUGAUCCUUUCAAUUCACUAGUAUCUCAGGGCUCAAAAUCUUUAUUAUUUCCAUUAAAUAAAUUACCUGAUAUUUUUUUUAGUAGAUUGAAAAGAUUGAUUAAAAAUUUUCAAUUAGUGACAAAUCCUUUUAAAAUAUACUAUUUAAGUCAAGAGUUGGUAGUUUUUAGAGAUGAUAUUUAUGAAAGAAUUAAAAGGAAUGAAAUUGAAUUUCAAGGUGAUUUAGAUCAACAAAAUGAAAAUGAAAAUGAAAAUGAAAAUGAAAAUGGAAUCGACAUUGAUACUGAUAUCUAUACUAACAAUGAAAAUCAAAUUACAAGUUCAUUUAAAUUAAAUUCAAAUAAAUUAGUCAAAACUAUAAUUAACCAAUCUCAUUUAGUACCUUUUGGUUCUGAUAUCGUGCCGAUAAAUUCAAAGUUUGAUCAACUAUUAACUUUAAUUCCAUCACCCAAUACUUUAAUACUUUUGGAUUCAAGUAUUGAUUUCUUUGAUAUCAAUUAUAUGGGCACAAAAGUUAUUAAUGUGGGAAAACUAUUUGAUGACGUAAAAAGAAAAAUGAACUAUGUUGAGUAUUUCCCUGUUUUGAAAAAAUGUGAGUAUCAGGAAAUAUACUAUUAA
Messenger RNA from Ascoidea rubescens DSM 1968, 2163 nucleotides. It is a transcript of the gene DPB2, whose product is annotated as DNA polymerase epsilon noncatalytic subunit. The coding region runs from base 1 to 2163 and encodes 720 amino acids. Lineage: Eukaryota; Fungi; Ascomycota; Saccharomycetes; Ascoideales; Ascoideaceae. Gene Ontology annotation, cellular component: epsilon DNA polymerase complex. The transcript is spliced from 3 exons. Gene Ontology annotation, molecular function: DNA binding. Gene Ontology annotation, biological process: error-prone translesion synthesis; DNA-templated DNA replication. The record is from RefSeq and is a predicted model, not a curated record.